AUGGCUCUGGUCACAACUGCACAGUCGAUACGGUACAUGACUGCAGGACCUCCAGCUGGCGCUGGUGACUUGGAUGCUCUCAACCGUGUCCUGGCUGACCUAUGUUCUCGUGGAAUUCCCAAGGACGGGGCUGCUUUGGCGUUGAGAAGACACGUGGAGGAAGGAGCUCGUGACCUCAGCGGCGAAGCAUUUUCCCGUUUUAUGGAUCAGCUGUAUGAUCGUAUCACCAGUCUCUUGGAGAGCAAUGAUGUUUCUGAAAAUUUGGGUGCUUUGAGGGCCAUUGAUGAGCUUAUAGAUGUAGCAAUCGAGGAGAAUGCUGUGAAUGUUUCAAAGAUUGCAACUUACAUGCGAACAGCAUUCGAGGCCAAACGUGAACCUGAAACGUUGGUAGUUGCCAGUAAAGUUCUGGGGCACUUAGCCAGGGCAGGUGGAGCAAUGACAGCAGAUGAAGUGGAGCGGCUGGUAAAAAUUGCACUGGAUUGGCUUGGUGGGGAUAGAAUUGAAUACCGGCGUUUAGCUGCGGUUUUAAUUUUAAAAGAAAUGGCUGAGAAUGCUUCAACAGUUUUCAAUGUGCACGUUCCUGAGUUUGUGGAAGCUAUUUGGGUUGCUCUGAGAGAUCCAAAGUUGAAUAUUCGGGAGAGAGCUGUGGAGGCAUUGCGUGCCUGCCUUUGGGUCAUUGAGAAGCGUGAAACUCGAUGGCGUGUGCAGUGGUAUUAUCGUAUGUUUGAGGCUACACAAGAUGGUUUGGGAAGAAAUGCUCCUAUACAUUGCAUACAUGGUUCGCUGCUUGCAGUUGGGGAACUGCUGAGGAAUACAGGUGAGUUCAUGAUGUCUCGAUAUAGAGAAGUUGCUGAGAUUGUCCUUCGGUAUCUAGAGCAUCGUGAUCGGCUUGUCCGUCUCAGCAUAACUUCUUUGCUUCCUCGAAUUGCCUAUUUCCUACGGGACCGUUUUGUGAUGAACUAUCUGACGAUUUGCAUGAAGCACAUAUUUCAUGUUCUUAAAAUACCUGCGGAAGCUGCUAGCGGGUUCAUUGCUCUUGGGGAAAUGGCUGGUGCAUUGGAUGGUGAACUCAUCAAUUAUUUGCCGACAAUAACAUCUCACUUGCGUGAUGCUAUUGCUCCUCGUAGAGGGCAACCCUCUAUGGAGGCUUUGGCGUGCGUUGGGAAUCUUGCAAAAGCAAUGGGACCUUCUAUGGAGCCUCACGUACGAAAUCUUCUGGAUGUAAUGUUUUCCGUUGGAUUAUCCUCCACCUUAGUGGAAGCCCUUGAGCACAUAACUGCCAGCAUUCCAACCUUGCUUCCGACCAUUCAAGUACGCCUACUUGAUUGCAUUUCUGGAGUUUUUGCUCGAAACCAACAAGUUCAGUCAAGGCCUUCCAAUGGCAUUAGUCGGACUACUAGCUCAGCUGCUAUGUUUCAAGUAUCAGAACUCUGUGGUUCAGCUCUUGUUCAACUUGCUUUACAGACUCUUGCGCGAUUCAAUUUUAAGGUUGCAGCUUUUUUCACCUUGCGGUUUUUUUUUUUCCUUGUAUUAUGUGGUUGUGUUUUUAUUGUGGAAAAACUUCUCAUUGCAGCUGUUGCUGAUGCUGAUGCUGCGGUUCGACUAUCUAUAUUUUCUUCUUUGCAUGAGACUGGGGGAUUCGAUGAUUAUUUGGCACAGGCCGAUUGUUUGACAGCAGUUUUUGCUGCCUUAAAUGAUGAGGAUUUUGCAGUUCGGGAAAUUGCUAUAUCACAGGCUGGAAGACUAUCUGCAAAGAAUCCAGCAUAUGUUCUUCCAGCUCUUCGUCGCCAUCUUAUUCAAUUGUUAACUCACCUAAAACAAAGUGCUGAUAACAAAUGCAGAGAGGAAAGUGCGAAAUUGUUGGGAUGCUUAAUUCGUAAUUGUGAGAGAUUGAUACUCCCAUAUAUUUCUCCAAUACAAAAGGCCCUCAUUACAAAACUCAAUGAGGGAACUGGGGUGAGUGUCAAUAAUGGCAUUAUAACUGGAGUUCUGGUGACUGUUGGAGAUCUCACCAGAGUAGGUGGAUUUGCAAUGAGACAGUAUAUUCCAGAGUUGAUGCCCUUAAUUGUCGAAGCUUUAUUAGAUAGUGCAGCUGCCAUGAAACGUGAAGUGGCAGUUACCACUCUAGGUCAAGUGGUACAAAGCACGGGUUAUGUUAUCACCCCAUAUAAUGAGUAUCCUCAAUUGCUCGGGCUGCUUCUUAAAUUGCUUAAUGGCGAGUUGGCAUGGUCUACCAGACGUGAAGUUUUGAAGGUCCUUGGCAUAAUGGGUGCUUUAGAUCCCCACGUGCAUAAACGCAAUCAACUGACUUUACCAGGGUCCCAUGGAGAAGUUGCUCGUGCAGCUUGUGAUUCUAGUCAGCAUACCAGGUCAUCAAUGGAUGAAGUACCUGUGGAUCUUUGGCCAUCCUUCGCGACAUCAGAAGACUACUACUCCACUGUGGCUAUUAACUGUCUGAUGCGAAUUUUUAGAGAUUCUUCACUUUCAAGUUACCAUCAAAAGGUGGUCGGGUCUCUAAUAUUCAUUUUCAAGGCAAUGAAUCUGGGUUGUGUUCCUUACUUACCCAAGGUUCUGCCUGAACUUCUUCAUACUGUUCGUUCGUGCGAUGAUAAUAACCUUAAGGAGUAUAUUACAUGGAAACUUGGAACACUGAUUUCUAUUGUUCGCCAGCAUAUUCGGAAAUAUCUUCCAGAUUUGUUCUCUCUAAUAUCAGAGUUAUGGUCAUCAUUCAGUUUGCCUGCUGCUAACAGACCAGUCCAUGGAUCUCCGGUUCUCCAUCUGCUUGAGCAACUUUGCUUGGCUUUUAAUGACGAAUUUAGAACACAUCUCCCAUUUGUUCUUCCAUCCUGCAUUCAAGUACUAACUGAUGCUGAGAGGUUUAAAGACUACACUUAUGUUGUUGACAUUCUCCAUACUCUUGAAGUUUUUGGCGGAACAUUGGAUGAUCAUAUGCAUCUUCUUCUUCCUGCACUCGUUCCAAUCUUUAAGUUGGAUGCUUCUAUAGAAGUGCGGCGUGCUGCUAUUAGAACUCUUACUAAGUUGAUUCCCCGUGUACAGGUUUCGUGUCACAUAUCUGCUCUUGUACAUCACUUGAAGCUUGUCUUGGACGGGAAAAAUGAUGAGCUCAGAAAGGAUGCUGUUGAUGCACUUUGUUGUCUUGGUCAUGCCCUUGGGGAAGACUUCACUAUUUUCAUCCCUUCCAUCCAUAAGCUUUUGUCAAAACAUUGCAUGCGGCAUAAGGAUUUUGAAGAAAUUGAAGAUCGUAUCAGAAGAAGGGACCCAUUGAUCCUAGUGACGGUUGCUCAGGAACAAACUUGUCCAUUUCCUGGAGAAGUUAUUAGCGAUCCUUUGAAUGAUACAGAGGAUCCAGAGAGUAGAGUUGAUCCACACAAGCCUCAUAAGGUUAAUGAGGGCCGAAUACGUUCUGCAGGGGAAGCCGCUCAACGCAGUACGAGAGAGGAUUGGGCAGAGUGGAUGAGACAUUUUAGCAUUGAACUAUUGAAGGAAUCACCUGCACCUGCUCUGAGAACAUGUGCCAAGCUUGCCCAACUCCAACCUUUUGUUGGACGGGAGUUGUUCGCAGUUGGUUUUGUCAGUUGCUGGACAGAGCUGAACGAGCCUUGCCGAAGACAGCUAGUGCGCAGUUUGGAAAUGGCAUUUUCAUCUCCAAACAUUCCUCCUGAAAUUCUUGCCACACUUUUGAACUUGGCUGAGUUUAUGGAGCACGAUGAGAGACCCCUUCCCAUUGAUAUACGUCUCCUGGGUGCCCUUGCAGAAAAGUGUCGUGCAUUUGCAAAGGCUCUGCACUAUAAAGAGAUGGAAUUUGAAGGUGCAUGCUCAAAUAUGAUGGAUGGCAACCCUGUUGCUGUAGUUGAAGCUCUUAUUCAUAUCAAUAAUCAAUUGCACCAACACGAGGCGGCAGUUGGAAUAUUGACAUAUUCUCAACAACAUUUGAGUGUUCAACUGAAGGAAUCAUGGUAUGAGAAACUCCAGAGAUGGGAUGAUGCUCUUAAAGCCUACACUGUCAAAGCCUCUCAAGUAUCAAGCCGACAUCUUAUUCUGGAAGCAACACUAGGGCAAAUGAGAUGCCUUGCUGCACUGGCUAGAUGGGAAGAGCUCAACAAUCUCUGCAAGGAGUAUUGGGCACCUGCUGAACCAGCUGCUAGACUGGAAAUGGCCCCAAUGGCUGCUAGUGCUGCUUGGAACAUGGGUGAAUGGGAUCAGAUGGCAGAGUAUGUUUGCCGAUUGGAUGAUGGAGAUGAAAACAAGCUUGGAGUUUUGGGUAAUACUGCUGUUACAGUGGAUGGGAGCAGUAUUGGGACCUUCUUCAGGGCUGUCUUAUUAGUUCGUAGGGGAAAGUAUGAUGAGGCACGUGAAUAUGUUGAAAGAGCAAGGAAAUGCUUGUGUACAGAAGUGGCUGCCUUGGUUCUUGAAAGCUAUGAACGUGCAUACAGCAACAUGGUCCGCGUUCAGCAGCUAUCAGAAUUGGAGGAGGUCAUUGAUUACUGUACACUUCCGGCUGAAAACCCUGUUUCUGAAGGGCGUAGGGCCCUCAUCCGCAAUAUGUGGAGAGAACGAAUAAGAGGCGCAAAACGAAAAGUUGAG
Messenger RNA from Striga hermonthica, 4605 nucleotides. NCBI's taxonomy places the organism in Eukaryota, Viridiplantae, Streptophyta, Magnoliopsida, Lamiales, Orobanchaceae. The record is from the annotation of a GenBank genome assembly.